Zygotorulaspora mrakii is the source of this 1734-nucleotide messenger RNA. RefSeq names its product chaperone ATPase HSP60 (gene HSP60). The coding region runs from base 1 to 1734 and encodes 577 amino acids. Gene Ontology annotation, molecular function: ATP binding; protein-folding chaperone binding; ATP-dependent protein folding chaperone. Gene Ontology annotation, cellular component: mitochondrial inner membrane; mitochondrial matrix. Gene Ontology annotation, biological process: apoptotic mitochondrial changes; mitochondrial unfolded protein response; protein refolding. The record is from RefSeq and is a predicted model, not a curated record. The transcript has a single exon. NCBI's taxonomy places the organism in Eukaryota, Fungi, Ascomycota, Saccharomycetes, Saccharomycetales, Saccharomycetaceae.
AUGUUGAGAUCUGUUGCUACUCGUUCUAGUGCUAGUGCCCGUUCUUCGCUUUUCUCUAAGCUUUUGCGUCGUACUUAUUCCAGUCACAAGGAAUUGAAGUUCGGUGUCGAGGGUAGAGCAGCACUGUUGAGAGGUGUGGAGACGUUGGCUGAUGCAGUUUCUGCUACUUUAGGGCCAAAGGGCAGAAAUGUUCUUAUUGAACAGCCUUUUGGUGCACCAAAGAUCACCAAAGACGGUGUAACUGUCGCAAGAGCUAUUGUUCUAGAAGACAAGUUUGAGAACAUGGGUGCUAAGCUGCUGCAGGAAGUUGCGUCCAAGACGAACGAAGCUGCCGGUGACGGUACGACAUCUGCCACCGUGCUGGGGAGAGCUAUCUUCACGGAAUCUGUCAAAAAUGUAGCAGCCGGUUGUAAUCCUAUGGAUCUAAGAAGAGGCUCGCAAGCGGCAGUUGAAAAAGUCAUCGAGUUCUUGAGGGAAAACAAGAAGGAAAUCACCACGAGCGAAGAGAUCGCCCAAGUGGCCACUAUCAGUGCCAAUGGAGAUUCCCAUGUUGGUAAACUCUUGGCCUCUGCGAUGGAGAAGGUCGGCAAGGAAGGUGUUAUUACUAUCAGAGAAGGUAGAACUCUGGAAGACGAACUUGAGGUCACGGAAGGUAUGAGAUUCGACCGCGGUUUUAUUUCCCCUUAUUUCAUCACCGAUCCUAAAUCGGGCAAAGUUGAAUUUGAAAAACCAUUACUGUUAAUCAGUGAAAAGAAGAUUUCGGCAAUCCAAGAGAUUUUGCCUGCACUUGAAUUGUCAAACCAAUCAAGAAGGCCUUUAUUGAUUCUUGCAGAGGACAUUGAUGGCGAAGCUUUGGCUGCUUGUAUUUUGAACAAAUUAAGAGGUCAAGUCAAAGUUUGUGCUGUGAAAGCUCCUGGAUUUGGUGACAAUAGAAAGAACACUCUUGGAGAUAUCGCUAUACUAACUGGCAGCACAGUCUUCACUGAAGAACUAGACUUGAAGCCAGAACAAUGUACUAUCGACCAACUAGGUUCCUGUGAUUCAAUUACCAUUACGAAGGAAGAUACUGUCAUUUUGAAUGGUAACGGUAACAAAGACUCCAUUGAAACAAGAAUUGAACAGAUCAAAAAUUCAAUUGAUUUGACAACAACAAACUCCUACGAAAAAGAAAAAUUACAGGAAAGACUGGCAAAAUUGUCUGGUGGUGUUGCAGUCAUUAGAGUUGGAGGCUCAUCCGAAGUCGAAGUCGGCGAAAAGAAAGAUCGUUACGAUGAUGCUUUGAACGCAACAAGAGCCGCCGUCGAAGAAGGCAUAUUACCAGGUGGUGGUACCGCUUUAGUUAAGGCUUCUCGUAUACUGGAUGAUGUCAAAGUUGAUAACUUUGACCAAAAGUUGGGUGUUGACAUCAUCAGAAAAGCAAUUACGAGACCCGCAAAACAAAUUAUUGAAAAUGCAGGUGAAGAAGGCUCCGUUAUCGUCGGCAAACUAGUUGACGAAUUUGGUGAUGAUUUUGCAAAGGGUUAUGACGCAGCAACCAGCAAUUAUACUGAUAUGUUAGCUGCUGGUAUCAUCGAUCCCUUCAAGGUUGUCAGAUCAGGUUUAGUAGACGCUUCUGGUGUUGCAUCCUUGUUGGCAACUACCGAGGUGGCCAUCGUCGAUGCUCCACAGCCUCCAUCUGCUGGCGGUGCUGGCGGUAUGCCAGGUGGUAUGCCAGGAAUGCCUGGUAUGAUGUGA